AUGGAUGCUUAUUCGCUUCAUCUAGCAAUGGCGGCCCUCUUUGGAGCGUCGUUUGUGGCGGUUUCUGCGUACUAUAUGCACCGGAAAACUCUGAACCAGCUGCUCGACUUUGCCAAGGCGAUAGAGAGAGAUAGAGAGGACGCGUCGGCGGCGGAGCUCGUGAGGAAGUAUCCUUCCGGGAGGCGGAGGAAGGGGUAUGGCGGGCACUACCGCCGUGGUUCGGCGUCAUUGCCGGACGUGACGACGUUUCCCGGCGGCGGGGUGGGUGAGGUGGGCGAGAGAAGGAAUGGUUCGGUGCAUGUGGAUGGGGUACCGGUGGGGCUGCCGAGGCUUCGCACGCUGGCUGAAGUUGGACAUCUUGUUCGGCCUACUUCCCCUCAAUCGCCUGUUGCUAGUGCAAGUGCAAGUGCAUUUGAAAAUGUAGAAGGUUCGGACGACGAAGAUAUUAUGACCGAUAGUGCUAAGCUAGAAACUGCGUAUCUUCAUGUUAAUGGAAAUGCGAAUGUAUCUGAGCCCAUAAAUGCUAAUGGUGAAGCAAUGCCCAUUUCUGCAAGCAUGGUUCGCUCGCAUAGUGUAUCUGGUGACCUGCAUGGUGUUCAACCUGAUCCUGUAGCAGCUGAUAUUCUGAGGAAAGAACCAGAGCAUGAGACUUUUGUACGAUUGAGAAUUUCCCCCAUGGAGAUACCGUCUCUGGAUGAAGCGGAGGUCUACCGAACACUGCAAGAUUGCCUUGAAUUGCGGAGGAGUUAUGUCUUUAAAGAAGCUGUUGCUCCAUGGGCGAUGGAAGUUAUAUCUGAUCCCACCACUCCAAAGCCGAUUGAGAACCCAUUUGAUCAUGCUCCAGUGGGGAAGUCAGAUCACUACUUCCAAAUGGAAGAUGGGGUGGUUCAUGUUUACGCGAAUAAAGAUGCAAAAGAGAAACUUUUUCCUGUAGCUGAUGCCACAACAUUUUUCACAGACCUGCAUCAUAUCCUUAAAGUCAUAGCAGCUGGUAAUAUCCGAACUUUAUGCCACCACAGGCUGGUUCUUCUAGAGCAGAAAUUCAAUCUUCAUCUGAUGCUUAAUGCGGACAGAGAGUUUUUGGCUCAGAAAAGUGCACCGCAUAGAGAUUUUUAUAAUGUUAGGAAAGUUGACACACACGUCCAUCAUUCCGCUUGCAUGAAUCAGAAGCAUCUUCUACGGUUUAUAAAGUCGAAGUUAAGGAAGGAACCAGAUGAGGUUGUUAUAUUCCGAGAUGGGACAUAUCUGACUUUAAAAGAAGUGUUCGAGAGCUUGGACUUAACUGGAUAUGACCUCAAUGUUGAUCUUUUGGAUGUUCAUGCGGACAAAAGCACCUUUCAUCGCUUUGACAAGUUCAAUUUGAAGUACAAUCCUUGUGGUCAGAGCAGAUUGAGAGAAAUAUUUUUAAAACAGGAUAAUCUCAUUCAAGGUCGUUUUCUCGCCGAAUUAACUAAGCAAGUGUUUACGGAUAUGGAAGCAAGCAAAUAUCAAAUGGCCGAAUAUCGAAUAUCCAUAUAUGGCAGGAAGAUGAGUGAGUGGGACCAACUAGCCAGUUGGAUUGUAAAUAAUGACUUAUACAGUGAGAAUGUUGUAUGGCUGAUUCAGCUUCCAAGACUCUACAACGUGUACAAGGAAAUGGGAAUUGUGACCUCAUUUCAGAGCAUCCUCGAUAAUAUUUUUCUGCCUUUAUUUGAGGUUACUGUCGAUCCAGAUUCACAUCCACAGUUGCAUGUUUUCCUGAAGCAGGUUGUUGGAUUGGACCUUGUGGAUGAUGAAAGUAAGCCUGAGAGGAGGCCUACAAAACACAUGCCUACGCCAGCUCAAUGGACAAAUAUAUUUAACCCUGCGUUUUCGUAUUAUGCAUACUACUGUUAUGCUAACCUUUAUACUCUGAAUAAGCUUCGCGAGUCCAAAGGUUUGACAACUAUUAAGUUCCGACCUCAUUCUGGAGAGGCUGGUGAUAUUGACCAUCUUGCCGCAACAUUUCUCACGGCUCACAAUAUUGCACAUGGAAUCAAUCUUCGAAAAUCUCCCGUGCUACAAUACUUAUACUACCUAGCCCAGAUUGGUCUGGCUAUGUCUCCUUUGAGCAAUAACUCUUUAUUCCUGGACUACCAUCGUAAUCCUUUUCCCACAUUUUUCCUCCGGGGCCUCAAUGUAUCUCUAUCAACUGACGACCCACUACAAAUUCACUUGACAAAAGAGCCCUUGGUAGAGGAAUACAGUAUUGCAGCCUCUGUGUGGAAGUUAAGUUCAUGUGAUUUAUGUGAGAUUGCUCGUAACUCAGUGUAUCAGUCUGGAUUCUCUCAUGCUUUAAAGUCACACUGGAUUGGUCAGGAGUACUUCAAGCAUGGUCCUGAUGGAAAUGACAUUCAUAAGACAAAUGUUCCUCAUAUUAGACUUGAAUUCCGUGACAUGAUAUGGAGAGAGGAAAUGCAGCUGGUUUAUCUGGGAAAAACAAACUUCCCCAGGUUUAUUGACCCGUGA
Molecule: messenger RNA, 2487 nt
Organism: Striga hermonthica
Lineage: Eukaryota; Viridiplantae; Streptophyta; Magnoliopsida; Lamiales; Orobanchaceae
Source: the annotation of a GenBank genome assembly